AUGAAUCAGCCUGGGCCUCUGUGCAAAGGUUAUGCGUUUUGUCCUAGGAGGGUCAGAGGGAGUGGGCCCGAAAAGAAAAAGCGGCUGCUGGAGGCUCUGGUCAGCACUUUCCAUUGUGAUCUUCGCCAGGCCGGGGAUCUCUGGGACCCCGAGCUGGCCGCAGCCUGUCCGUGGACUCAGUUGCACCCACCCCAGCGGGAGUGGAAGGAGCGGGGGUCAGCCCUGGGUAUAAAGCCCCUCGCACCCUGCCGCCGCGCAGCCUCUGCAGCUUCUGACUUACUGAACAACUGCGCCAACGUCAGGGCACUCUCUGUUAAGGUGGAAAGCGGCGCGUGGUGGGGCUUUGAGUACCCCGACUUCCAGGGACAGCAGUUCAUUCUGGAGAAGGGUGACUAUCCUCACUGGGAGUGUCAGCUGCUGCCCUUCUGUGUGUGCCCAAAGCCACAGGAGGGACUGGAGAAGGUUAUUCAGUUUACCUGGGAGCUACUAGAGCGAAUACAGGAAGCAUUUGUGGGACCUAAAACCACGGAUAGCCACGUGACACUGUUUGAAGGAGAAAACUUCCAGGGUUGCAAGUUUGAACUCAAUAACGACCCCCCCCCCAUCCCUGUCGCCAUGGGCUGGGCCAGAAAAGAUGUGGGCUCCCUCAAAUACCCAGGCUACUGGUCUACUGGUACCAGUACCCAGUAUGUCUUGGAGCCAGGCCAGCACAACAGGGAGUUUCGGAUCUACAGCAAAUUUGGCACUCAUGCCCACACCAGGCAGCUGUGGUCCAUUAGAAGAGUCCAGCAUUAG
Messenger RNA from Chrysochloris asiatica (Cape golden mole), 795 nucleotides. RefSeq names its product crystallin, beta A2 (gene CRYBA2). Gene Ontology annotation, molecular function: structural constituent of eye lens. The record is from RefSeq and is a predicted model, not a curated record. Gene Ontology annotation, biological process: visual perception; lens development in camera-type eye. Lineage: Eukaryota; Metazoa; Chordata; Mammalia; Afrosoricida; Chrysochloridae.